Vicia villosa (hairy vetch) is the source of this 1572-nucleotide messenger RNA. Its product is annotated as ankyrin repeat-containing protein BDA1-like. The coding region runs from base 37 to 1464 and encodes 475 amino acids. NCBI's taxonomy places the organism in Eukaryota, Viridiplantae, Streptophyta, Magnoliopsida, Fabales, Fabaceae. The record is from RefSeq and is a predicted model, not a curated record. The transcript has 2 exons. Gene Ontology annotation, molecular function: protein binding.
UCUUUCACACUUCACUCAAAACUUAUAUUAUCAAACAUGAACACAGAAAACCUUGCCCAAGUGAUAGGUUCAGCUUAUUUAAAUAGAAUAGGUGUAGUCUAUGCCGUAAUUAAAGAGGAUCCAUCUAUUUUGGAAAACAUAGAUAAAAUCCAAUUUGUACAAACUCCUUUGCAUAUCGCUGCCUUGAUGGGUCAUCUCGAAUAUGCCAUUGAAAUUAUGAAUUUGAAACCUUCAUUUGCUACGAAGCUAAAUUUGGAAGGUUACACUCCCAUUCAUUUUGCUAUGCUCCACAAUACUGAUGUUGUUAGGGAAAUGAUCCCCGCUUCUCUUCUUAGGGAUAACAGCCAAAUGGAGAUGGUGUCUUACUUGGUUGGUAUCAAUAAAGAUCUUGUUAGAGUUAAAGCAAGAGAAGGCUUGACUCCACUUCAUUUAGCAAGUAAAUUAGGGGAGGUUGAACUUUUAGCUAAAUUCCUCACUGUUUGUCCGGAUUCCAUUAAAGAUGUAACUGUGAAAGGUGAAUCUGCAUUGCAUAUUGCUGCCAGGAUGAAACAAUAUAAGGCCCUUGAAUUUCUUCUUACGUGGCUCCAAGAAAAUUGUGGAAGAGGUGCUAAAAAGCUGAAAUGGGAAAUACUGAAUCUGAAAGACUACAAUGGCAACACUGCUUUGCACAUUUCAGCCCUUAGUAGUGAACCAAAGUCUCUUGAAUAUCUGGCAAACACUGGAAUGAGCUUUGAUGGAAUGAACUCCGACAAGAAAAAAGCAAUUGAUUUAGCAAGUACUCCAGAGAUGAAGAAAAUAUUAACAAGUGCUAAAGAAAAACGUCUCUCAAUAAUGACUAAGGUCGGCAUUCUUGAUGCCAUGACUUGGAUAAGUAGAAUUAGAAGUGAUAUAACAGAGGAACAGCGUAACACUUGGUUGAUAAUUGCAACUCUUGUUGCAACUGUAACCUAUGAAUCAACAGUGAAUCCUCCGGGUGGAGUUUUCCAGGUUAGUGCAAGUGAUGACAACAAUAUGAAAAUCAAGUCUGGAGAUAUGUAUUAUUCUACCCGAGGAAAUGCUGGGAAAUCGAUCUUGUCAAAAACUAGUUUCAUGGGUUUUUCAUUAGCGAAUAUGCUUUCCUUUUCUUUAUCAAUUGUAGCAAUAGUAAUUAUGACCCCAGGGGGAGUACUAAGGCCCCUCGUGUUAGCUCCGGUCACUUUUUUUACUCUUUGCUAUCUAAUUGCUAUGCCAGCAAUAUCUCCUACUCAUACCAACACUAUUAUUCUCAGCAUCCCUAUGUAUUCAAUUUUUUUAUUGGCGGGUUUUAUGUUUUAUUUCUUUGGGGACCUUAUUAUUAUAAAAAAGAGAAUAAUCUCUUGUUACAAAUGCAUGAGAGCAACUCAAAGUCAAACCUGCAUGAGAGCAACUCAAAGUCAAACCUGCAUGAGAGCAACUCAAAGUCAAACCUCUGAAACCCGUGUUUAGACAAUAUAGUUUCAUUGUCUAUUUGAAGUUUUCAAUAUAUUAUUUGGUUCAAUCUUAGAAAAUUAUGAACAAAUGUAUGUGUACAAGUAUGAAAUCCAUGUGGUCCCG